Psammomys obesus (fat sand rat) is the source of this 984-nucleotide messenger RNA. It is a transcript of the gene Rtl4, whose product is annotated as retrotransposon Gag like 4. Gene Ontology annotation, molecular function: zinc ion binding; nucleic acid binding. The coding region runs from base 1 to 984 and encodes 327 amino acids. The transcript has 2 exons. The record is from RefSeq and is a predicted model, not a curated record. Lineage: Eukaryota; Metazoa; Chordata; Mammalia; Rodentia; Muridae.
AUGACAUGUAAGUCAUUAAUCAUUAAUGUCAUUAAGUCAUUUUUCAUUAAUGUGUUGCUAAAAUCUAGUUGGCAGCAAAAGUUGACCUUAUUUGACAUGAGUUUCAUCUAUAACCAAUUCAGUAUGAAUAUUCAGAUAUUUUCCUGCUUUUUAUUCUCCAGGAAACACAAUGGAGAAGUUCCCACUUUAAGAGGGCAAGUUGUACCAAUCCUGAGUACCCCAGUGAUGUCUGUGCCAUACUCAGGGGAUCAUCUUCCUCAAUUUUGUGGUAACCCAACCAGUGUCACAGGUUUCCUUGCUCAGGUGGCUGCUUAUUUGACAGCUCUGGAGAUUUCCAAUCCUGCAGAUGAUGCCCGAGUCAAGCACCUUUUUGACUACCUAUCCCAGCAGAUGCAAAGUUGUGACACUAUAUCUGACUCUAACCAGAGGAACCUAUUGAAGCAAUAUGAGAAUUUUGUUCAUGAGUUCCAGCAGUCAUUAGUUAAACCUGCAAAACAAGAAAUGACUCUUCCAAGGAAUGUUAAGAUUGGCAAGAGAGACAACUCUCAGCAGGAUGCUACUUUCCAAGUUCUUGAUCAAAAUCUGAGUUGUAGUGAGACCAUUCAGAGCAAUCCAUUCCAAAUGGGACAGUCUGGGCCUACUCAUGAUGAAGAAAUAACAGAUAUAAUGGGAAACCUACCAGAUUUGAUCACUCAAUGCAUUCAUCUGGACAAAAAACACAAAGACAGGCCAGAGCUCCUACAGUCAGAAUGUCACCUACCAAUGUUUGCAUCUACAAACCAUCAAGAAUCCUCCUUUAUCCCUGUAAGUCCACUACAUAAGGAUGAGCCCAAACAAUUUCAGGGAGCCCAACUUCCCAUCACUCCAGCUAAAAGAGCCCUCCAGCAAGAAACUCAGUUAUGUCUCCAUUGUAACCAGGCUGGUCACUUCACAAGAGAUUGCCUUGCUAAACGUUCUCGAACUCCAGCAAGGAGAAAAAUAUAA